Messenger RNA from Capsicum annuum, 1647 nucleotides. RefSeq names its product UPF0481 protein At3g47200. Lineage: Eukaryota; Viridiplantae; Streptophyta; Magnoliopsida; Solanales; Solanaceae. Bases 143 to 1510 code for a protein of 455 amino acids. The record is from RefSeq and is a predicted model, not a curated record. The transcript is spliced from 2 exons.
UUUUUUUCUUUACUUUGGGACCAAGGCUUAAUAAAUUCCAUCCUUGAUAACCUUUUAAAUAUGGCGAACAUAUCCUUGACUAUUAUCAAACAUCUCAGCAGAGGAGCAUCCGAAUUCCCAAACGCUAGUGCACUGCAAAUUGAUGGAAGGAGAAAUGCCUUUUGAGCAACCAGCUAUGCAAAUGGUUCCAUCGUUGAUGAGAGAAGAGAAUAAGGAAAGUGAUGAUUAUGAACCAAAAGUGGUUUCCCUGGGGCCUUACCACUAUGGAAAAAAGAAGCUCAAGUUCGUUGAGGAUUUCAAGCCUGAGGCCGUUAAAAUGUUUAUUGGAGGCAAAAAUGAAGUUGUCUUCAUGGAAAAGAUUUUAAGUGUUACUAGGUACACUAAAAGUUUUUACCUGGAAGAAGUCACCAGUCAGUACAGUAAUGAAGUAUUUGCUCGAAUGAUGCUUCAAGAUGCAUGUCUCAUUCUAAAUUAUAUCGGACCAGAGGAGACUGAGCAAUCACCUAAAAAGAUCCGGACAAUUAAUCAUCUUGGUACUGUUGUUUAUACAAACAUUAGACGUGACAUGUAUUUGCUUGAAAAUCAAGUACCUUUCCAUAUUCUCAAAAUAUUGGUUCACUUGAAAUAUGAUACUGAUCAUGACACUACUAAGGGAGAUAAAUUGUUAGAGACCAUAGAAACCUAUUGCUUUAAAAUGUUUUUUGAUGAUGAAAAUAUUGAAAAUCCAUUUGCCACCAACAAACUAGAGAUGGAACCCCCCCUUCACCUUCUUGAAAUUUUCCGAAGAGUAAUUGUCACAGGCUUGGAUCACGAAAGCACGCGACCUGCAGAUCAUUGUUGCGAUAUCAACAAACUGGUAUCGUGCCUCGACUCCUGUUGCUUCUCCAGAGGCAAAGGACCAAAUAUGCCUGGCCGGUAUGUGUUUCGUUCGGUGAGCGAUCUGAAAUCAAAAGGCAUUGAUUUCAGGGCUAGUAGGAUUAAAUCACUCAAAGGUGUAAGGUUUUAUCCCACUAAAUUCUGUCAGUCUGCAAUGCUGGAGCUCCCAAGUUUGCACGUUACAAUGUACACCAAAGUAUUUUUCAUGAACAUGAUAGCUUAUGAGUUUGCUCCUAACUUUGUUCUGCCUAGAUCUGUCACUGCUUACGUGAGCUUCAUGAAGCUCCUUGUGGUUUCAAAAAAGGACGUGAAGGAGCUGCGAGAGAAAGAUAUUAUAGUUAAUAGUUUAGGGAGGGACAAACAAGUUGUUCAACUUUACAAUGCUUUGAAUACUUAUGAGGCAGAGGAUAGCUCUUCUUACUGGGAUGUGAAGACGAAUAUCGAAAAGCACUACAAUAGCAAAGUAAAGAUGUGGAUGGCUGAUUUUAAAACAAACUAUUUUGACAAUCCCUGGUCUAUAAUUGCUUUGGUUGGUUCUAUUGUCCUCCUCAUCUUGACUAUUAUCCAGACAUACUAUGCUGGUCAUGAUAAUGGUGAUAAUUGUUGUUCAAAAGGAAAAUUUAAUCUUGAUUAGUUAUUUGUUGAUUGUAUCAUACCUCAGUAUUGCUUUAUUGUAUUUAGUUUGAUUAUUGGGACCAAUUUUACUUGUGGGACUAUGUUGAGAAUAAUGUUGUUAGUUUGAUUACUGGGUAUAAAUAUUGUUAGUUUGAA